Molecule: messenger RNA, 3772 nt
Organism: Castor canadensis (American beaver)
Lineage: Eukaryota; Metazoa; Chordata; Mammalia; Rodentia; Castoridae
Gene: Cdc50a
Product: transmembrane protein 30A
Biological process (GO): phospholipid translocation
Cellular component (GO): Golgi apparatus; endoplasmic reticulum; plasma membrane
Source: RefSeq, a predicted model, not a curated record
UUGAAAAUCACUGUGAGAACAAUUAUUCUGUUUUUUUGCCCCUGAAAUGAUGAACAAAUUUCUUUUAAAAAUUCUACUUCUUGGGCUGAUGGAAUAACUCAAGCAAGCAUCAAUUCCUGAGUUCAAACUCCAGUACUGCCAAGGAAAAAAAUAAAAAAUUCAUACUUCAGAGUAUUAAUGAAAAACCACCUACUAAGGUGUAUCAUAAUACUAUGUAUGAUAAAUGAAAUUAUGAAAUUCUGAGUCCCUGAAAUAAUGUGGAGGUUAAAAACGUGUUAACUGCAUAAAGAAGCAUGUUGUGGAUACGUAACGUAGGGAAAGGAAAUGGAAAGAUAUCAAGAGAUCUAAAAAAAUAAUUUCAUCCCUUUGAACCUCAUCUGAAAAUUAAGUUUUAGAUGAAAAUUUAAGAUUUCAGCUCUACAUGUCUGUUUCAGUCAAAAUUGAAUUUCUAAUGAAAAAGAGAUAAGGAGUUAAUCUUUCCUAUGAAUAAACAAAAUUAAAGAGAAAUAAAACCAAUUAAGUGGUACCAUGGUCACUCAAAUCACAGGACAGCAGCAGCAGCAACAAAACCUAAAGGCAAAAUACAUUUAUCCCUGAGAAUCUAAGGGAGAUUGGUUCCAGGACCUCUGUGGAUACCCAAAUCUUUGAAUGCUCAAGUCCGUUAUAUAAAAUGGCAUAGUAGUUGCAUAGAAUCUGUCACAUCCUUUCACAUACUUUAAAUCAUUUCUAGAUUAUGCUAUGUACAUAGAUAUACCAUACCAUUUAAGGAAUAGUGAUGGGAGAAAAGUCUACAUGGUCAGCACAGAUUUUUUUGUAGGUGUUGGAGAUCGAAUCCAGGGCCCUGCACAUGCUGGGCAAGUAUUCUACCAGAGCUACACUCUCAGACCUUGAGACUUUUUUUUUUUCCUAAAUAUUUUUAGUCCUAGGUUGGUCAAGUCCAUGGAUGCCAAACUUAUGGAUAGGAGAUCUACUAUAAUUGACCAUUUAUACAGAAUGCUGGAAUAAUCCAUCAGUUAAAGUAUUAUUAUACUUAAUGGGUGUGAUGAUACAGGCAAGAGUGGGGAGAAAAAACAUACUUUUGGAUUAUACUUCACAUAGUGAUCAUUUUUUUCUAACAGAAUUUAGCAAAAUGAAAUAAUUCCAUGUCUUCUCCAUUAACUGUGACAGAUUGUUUUCCAUUAGAAUCUAAGGUUGAAAGUAAAUGUACAUAGCCAAAACAAAAUAUGGUCCAAAGUAUUUUAGUGGCACUAAGAAUUUGAGGACAAGCUUGCAAAUUAUGAAGGCCAAGCAUUUUUCAGUUUCCCUUUCCAAAAAGCAAAAAGAAUGAAGUCUGGAUAUUUGUUUUCAGGUUAUCUGACUUACUCUCUGGUCUGGAUUUCAAACAGUGAUAAUGUAGAUUGCAUUUAAGUAUCUUUUAAAUUUUAUAAACAAUAUGUACUUGUGAGAAUUUUUUUUUUAAAAAGCGCAAAGAAACAAAAAAAUCCUUCAUCCAGUCAACAGAGGUUGGUAUUUUAGGCUCUUUAGCUGAGUUCUAUAUAUUUACUGUUACUACUUUGGUAUCCUUAGUUUUUAUACCUUGAGUAUGUCCUUGGCAGUUUUAAAGUAUGUACUAUGACAUUUUACAUAACGCUACAUGUUCAGGUUUUUUAUUGUCAACAGCUAAAAAAGAAGCUACAGCUUAUUACGAAAGACUUCAAUGUGUAGAAAAGAAUGUCAGAUAAAGAAAAAGGACAAAGUAACCCAAUGACCAGUAAUGGAGGAAAAAUAAGAAUCGUCAAUUAUUGGUAAGGUAAGAGGGCUAACCAAGUCCCACUAUUGACUCUUCAGAAAAAAAGGGUCGCAGGUCACGUCUCUCAGUUGAAGUUUCUAUUUACACCUUGCGUGGCAAUUUACAACCCAAGCAGAUACUGCUAUUCCCAGCGGACUCAGGCUCCCCUGCUGUGGCCUUUUAAACGCCCUAAUUCCCUUUUAGGGAAGGCGUCGAGGUCAAAAGAAAAGCCUGUUCAAGCACCAAAGCCAUCAGAAACACCUCUUCGUGGAUGACGGGGGGAGGCUCGGGCAAGAAGGGCUUGGGUCACCACCUGACGCCGCGGUCGCCAUGAUAACCGAGGUAGACAGACUUGUGCAAACAGACGCUCCCGCCCACGGACCAGGGUGCACCUAGGGCGCGUGCGCGGUCCCUAGCUCCAGGGUCGCGCAUGCGUCAACGUAGCCUCGCGCUCUACGCGGGCUGAGUCCCUCACUUUGUCGUCACAGGGCAGAUGAUCAGGGUGCGUCCGCCUUUUUCCUCCCCCUUCUGUCCUCCUCCCUUUUCCCCUCCCCUUGUCCCUCAGUCUUCUUCCUCCUUCCUCUCUUUUUCUCCCUCCCACUGGCGUCCCCAGUGGACUCUCGCUCCCGGUCAGCAGCCGUCUGCGGAAGAGUGUCCCGCCUCUUCCGCCUGUCGCUGCUGGCGGCGGCGGCAGCGGCGCCUGCGCGUCUCCUGUCAGGGUCAGCGGGCGGGUCCCCUGGGCGGUCCACCUGCACGUCGCGGAGUCGCAGCUCGGGGGUCGAUGGCGAUGAACUAUAACGCCAAGGAUGAAGUGGACGGGGGCCCUCCGUGUGCUCCGGGGGGCACCGCGAAGACCCCGAGGCCGGAUAACACGGCCUUCAAACAGCAACGGCUGCCGGCUUGGCAGCCCAUCCUCACGGCCGGCACGGUGCUACCUACCUUCUUCGUCAUCGGCCUCAUCUUCAUCCCCAUUGGCAUCGGCAUCUUCGUCACCUCCAACAACAUCUGCGAGAUCGAGAUUGAUUACACUGGAACAGAGCCUACCAGUCCCUGUAAUAAAUGUUUGUCUCUGGAAGUGACACCUUGCUUUUGUACCAUUAACUUCACACUGGAAAAGUCAUUUGAGGGCAAUGUGUUUAUGUAUUAUGGACUGUCCAGUUUCUAUCAAAACCAUCGCCGUUACGUAAAAUCUCGAGAUGAUAGUCAACUAAAUGGAGAUCCUACGGCUUUGCUUAAUCCCAGUAAGGAAUGUGAGCCUUAUCGAAGAAAUGAAGACAAGCCAAUUGCUCCUUGUGGAGCUAUUGCCAACAGCAUGUUUAAUGAUACGUUAGAACUGUUUCUGAUUGCCAAUGAAUCAGAUCCUGUACCCACACUUAUUCCUUUGAAAAAGAAAGGUAUUGCUUGGUGGACAGAUAAAAACGUGAAAUUCAGGAAUCCUCCUGGAGAAGGAAGCCUGGCAGAACGAUUUAAAGGUACAACAAAGCCAGUAAACUGGGUUAACCCAGUAUACAUGCUAGAUUCUGAAGAUGAUAAUAAUGGAUUCAUAAAUGAGGAUUUUAUGGUUUGGAUGCGUACUGCGGCAUUGCCUACUUUUCGUAAGUUGUAUCGCCUUAUUGAACGGAAAAGUGAUUUACAUCCAACAUUGCCAGCUGGACAGUACUAUUUGAACAUCACAUACAAUUACCCUGUACAUUCUUUUGACGGACGAAAACGGAUGAUCUUGACCACUAUUUCAUGGAUGGGCGGAAAAAAUCCAUUUUUGGGGAUUGCUUACAUCACUGUUGGAUCCAUCUCCUUCCUUCUGGGAGUUGUACUGCUAGUAAUUAAUCAUAAAUAUAGAAACAGUAGUAAUACUGCUGACAUUACCAUUUAAUUUUAUAUUCUGAAAAAAUCUACUGCAUGUGCAUCAAGGCCAGUCCUGUUCAACCUAGCUUUCAGAUGCUGAUACCUGGUAUGUAAUUUUGAAGUUGACAUCACAUAGCUUUUUUUUCUUUAAAAAAAAAA